AUGUCGCCCCUCGCCGUCUUCUUCUUCCUCCUCCUUGCGGCGGCGCUUCCACUCCCUCCUAUCAAUGGAUUCAAUCCAAGAAACGCGGAAGAAAUCAUUCAGAACAAGUGUACCGAAUGCCAGCGUUCUCCUCCGCCUCCUAAAGAAUGUCCACCAAAACCGCCGCCGUCUCCUCCUCCUCCUUAUUGUCCUCCUCUGCCGCCGUCCCCGCCGCCCCCGCCUCUGCCGCCGUCCCCACCGCCUCCUCUGCCGCCGUCCCCACCGCCUCCUCUACUGUCCCCACCGCCACCUCUUCCGCCGUCACCGCCGCCGCCUCUUCCGCCGUCACCGCCGCCGCCAUUUGUGCCGCCUCCGCCGCUAGCGCCGCCACCGCCGUUUGUACCUCCACCACCACCAACUAACGGUAGCGGUCAGUCCCUAUACAUAACCAGCCCGGAAUUGUACCCGAUCUACCACCCUAUUGACGGCGCGGAAAACCGGUUCGCCGCCGUGGGAUUAUUACCACUGGUGACCGGCGGUUUAUUGUUCUUGGGAUUAUUUAUGACUUAUUAA
Molecule: messenger RNA, 552 nt
Organism: Ipomoea triloba (trilobed morning glory)
Lineage: Eukaryota; Viridiplantae; Streptophyta; Magnoliopsida; Solanales; Convolvulaceae
Product: vegetative cell wall protein gp1-like
Exons: 1
Coding region: 1-552 (183 amino acids)
Source: RefSeq, a predicted model, not a curated record